Messenger RNA from Nycticebus coucang (slow loris), 1110 nucleotides. RefSeq names its product putative ankyrin repeat domain-containing protein 30B-like. The coding region runs from base 1 to 1110 and encodes 369 amino acids. Gene Ontology annotation, molecular function: protein binding. Lineage: Eukaryota; Metazoa; Chordata; Mammalia; Primates; Lorisidae. The transcript is spliced from 11 exons. The record is from RefSeq and is a predicted model, not a curated record.
AUGAAGAAGAUCUUCAGCCUCUGGAGUAAGCAGGGGCAGCAGUCCCCUGGCUUUGUCACCAGCCUGCGGAAGAUCAGGGGCAGCGUCGCCUGUGACACUGGCAGCAUUGAUGAGAGCUUCACGCAGCCCAGGUACCACAUUCGAGCCCUACAGCUGUGCGAGAUCCACAAAGCUGCCAGCCGGGGUCAAGUGGACAAAGUCCAGCAGCUCCUCUUCCUCAAGAAAAGCGGCGUGAACCACAGAGACACUGAGAGAAGGACUGCGCUGCAUUUGGCCUGUGCAAAGGGCCAUCUAAAAGUGGUGAGGCUCCUUCUGAGCAGAAAAUGCGAGGCUGAUGUGGUUGAUAAUGAAGGCAGGACACCUUUGAUGAAGGCUGUCCAAUACCAGGAAACAAAAUGUGCGUUUAAUCUGCUAGACUAUGGAGCAGAUCCAAAUGUAGCGGAUGACUACGGCAACACAGCUCUCCACUAUGCUGUGUACAAUGGGAAUAUGGUUUUAAUAACAAAACUGCUUUCAUGUGGUGCGAAUAUCGAAGCCAAAAACAAGAAGCAACUUACACCACUUUUACUUGCCAUAAAUGUAAAAAGUCUUAAAAUGGUGGAAUUCUUGGUGAAGAACAAAGCAGAUAUAAAUGCAGUUGAUAGACAUGAAAGCAUUCACCAAGUACUUUCUGAAUAUAUGCAAAAAAGUAUAAAUCCUGAAAACCCUAAAAAUCCUACUGAAAAUGAAAACAUCAAUCCAGCAUUUCUGACGCUCUGGAUGUCCAUGACGACUUACGGCAUACUCCAGAGCAUGAAGACUUUGACUCUGACACCAAGGAGGGAACAAGAAAACAAGCCACGGGAAAAAAACAAACUGAUAUUGAGUUUCUCUGAGGAUUUUCAUGACCCAGAUGGGGCUGCAGAUCCAGAAGGAGAAAGUGCCGUCAAUGAACAAGGAGAAGGGUCUCCUGGGGAACAUCUUCCCUUACAGACCACCCAGCCAACCAGUGAAUUGAAAGCAUCUGUUCCAGAGAAGGCAGUAAGAAGGAGGAAAAUACAGUCAUCCACAUCAGUGUCUUCUUGGAAACCUCCUUUAGUGAAGGUAAUAACAUUUCUCUAUUUAUCUUGA